GCUCUCGCGCCAGCGCAGCCCGCCCCGUCAUGCCGCGGGCCGCUCCCUCCGCUUCCGCCGCCGCCGCAGUGGCCCGCAGCGGCAGCGGCAGCGCGGCCGCCGCGCCUUCGUCGCCGCCGCCCGCCGCCGCCGCCCCUCGCCCGCCCUCGCCCCUCAAGCACGUCGAGCACCCUUCCCGCCUGCAGCCACCCACCCGCCAGCAGCCGCCGCCGCAGCCGCCGCAGCCGCCGCAGCCGCCGCAGCCGCCGCAGCCGGCGACGGGCCACUCGCAGAGCUCAUCCGCCAUCCCCUCUCGCGGCGCCUCGCGGCCGGCGACCCCGUCGUCGAUGGUGAGCAGCAGCUCUGCGGCUGGGAGCACAAACACGGCCCGCUACGUCGACCGGCUCAUCUCGCGCGCCAAUCGCGGCAGCGUCUCACAGGCCGACGUCGACAAGGCGCAGGCCCACUUCGAGGCGGCGCGGCGCGCCAACGACGCGAAGGACUACCAGUCCGCGUGCACCAGCUUUGAGCGCGCCUACUUGCUGCUGCCAAAGCCCGCGACUCUCGUCUCCACGGCAAACAUGUACGUCAAGAUGGGCAACGCAUCGAUCGCCGCCGAGAUAUACCACCGUCUGCUUGCCGAGUCGCUGCCGCAGCAUAUGCACGAUUUCAUCGCCGACAAGCUGCGCGUAAUCCAGCCGUCCGAGUAGCGCGUCCGAAUGUGGACAUGACUCACUCACGACUCGCGGCUAGUGGGGCGAGCUCUGAAACCGCGUCUCAGGUGCCAUCCCAUGCCUGCAUCGCAUUGAUCUCGUCGAUCUUUCCUCAGUAACCACACGGAUAU
Emiliania huxleyi CCMP1516 is the source of this 823-nucleotide messenger RNA. RefSeq lists its product as hypothetical. Bases 30 to 689 code for a protein of 219 amino acids. Gene Ontology annotation, molecular function: protein binding. The transcript has 3 exons. The record is from RefSeq and is a predicted model, not a curated record. Lineage: Eukaryota; Haptophyta; Isochrysidales; Noelaerhabdaceae.